AUGGAGGCGCACGCGAAACAAUCAUAUAACGAACUUCCCCCUAAAAACAGCUCACCCAUCAGCCGCACCAAGCACACCCUUCCGGAACUCCCCUACGAAUAUGCCGCCCUAGAACCCACAAUCUGCCGGGAAAUCAUGGAACUUCACCACCAGAAGCACCACGCCGGAUACGUCAGCAAUUUAAACACCGCCGAAGAACAACUCACAGAGGCCCUUGCCUCGAACCGCGUGACCGACGUGAUCAAACUGGGCCCUUCUUUGAAAUUCAACGGCGGUGGUCACCUCAACCAUUCCCUCUUCUGGGAGAACCUAACCCCACUUUGUACGGCCCCCUCGAAGGCGCUGGAAGCCUCGUUGAAGCACAAUUUCUACUCGAUGGAGGACUUUAAGGCGUUGGUUCGCGGCGCGGCGUUGAACGUUCAGGGCUCCGGAUGGGUUUGGCUCGGGUGGGACAAGGACCGGAAGCUACUGCGGAUUGCCGCGUGCGCGAAUCAAGACCCACUGGAGGCCACAACCGGGCUGAUGCCCCUGUUGGGGAUAGACGUGUGGGAACACGCGUACUAUUUGCAGUAUAAAAAUGAUCGAGCGCAGUACUUUGAUGCCCUGUGGGAGAUUAUCAACUGGAAGGAGGUGUCGAAGCGGUACGAGAAACUGCGCUGUACGGUGAACAAGUGACGAGACAAAUUGUAUCGGAAACAUAAA
Molecule: messenger RNA, 702 nt
Organism: Culex quinquefasciatus (southern house mosquito)
Lineage: Eukaryota; Metazoa; Arthropoda; Insecta; Diptera; Culicidae
Product: superoxide dismutase [Mn], mitochondrial
Exons: 2
Coding region: 1-675 (224 amino acids)
Biological process (GO): superoxide metabolic process
Cellular component (GO): mitochondrion
Molecular function (GO): superoxide dismutase activity; metal ion binding
Source: RefSeq, a predicted model, not a curated record